Molecule: messenger RNA, 561 nt
Organism: Pipistrellus nathusii (Nathusius's pipistrelle)
Lineage: Eukaryota; Metazoa; Chordata; Mammalia; Chiroptera; Vespertilionidae
Source: the annotation of a GenBank genome assembly
AUGGCCGCUCCGUGCUCCCUGUGGAUGGCGCUGGUCCUGCUGGGGGCCCUGGGGGUCCUGCCGGCACCGGCCCGGGCCUCAGAGCAGCCCGGCUUCCAGCGGGACCAGUUCCUGGGGCGAUGGUUCGCCGUGGGCCUGGCCUCCAACGCCAGCUGGUUCCUGGAGCAGAAGGACAACCAGGCCAUGUGCCUGAUCGUGGUGGCCCCAGCCGCGCCUGAGCAUGGGCAAGGCGUCCUCAACCUCACCACCGGCUUCCCCAGGGGAGAGGAGUAUGAGACCCGGAGCAUGCUGCUGACGCCAACAAACACCCCCGGCCACUACACCUACACUGCCCCCUACUCGGGCAUAGAGCUGCAGGACCUGUGGGUGGAGACGCACAAGAAGUACGCGCUGCUGUACACCGUGUGCGCCGACGGAACCGGUUUCCACUUGGCCACGCUGUACAGCCGCACUGAGACCCCGCAGGACGCUGUGAAGGACAAGUUCACCGCCUUCGCCGCCGCCAAGGGCUUCCCCAAGGAGGACAUUGUCUUUCCGCCGAACACGGGCAAGUGCAUGUAG